This is a messenger RNA of Nannizzia gypsea CBS 118893, 360 nucleotides long. RefSeq lists its product as hypothetical. The transcript has 2 exons. The coding region runs from base 1 to 360 and encodes 119 amino acids. NCBI's taxonomy places the organism in Eukaryota, Fungi, Ascomycota, Eurotiomycetes, Onygenales, Arthrodermataceae. The record is from RefSeq and is a predicted model, not a curated record.
AUGGAAGUCGACGGUGAGAGCAGCAGCAGCUUGCAGGUUGCAGGGAGGAAGAAAGACGCUGCAGAUGAAGUCGCUGGAGAUGAAGACGGAGUCGCUGAAGCUAUAGAACGAUGCAAGACAGCUACAGACAGCGAUAAACAAGACAAUAGAUCAACAGACAAGACAGCAAGAGCAAGAAGAAGAGCUCCAGCUUCCGCUCUUCAGCUGCUCGCUCGUCCCAUGGUAAAAGCAGAACUCACGUGUGGUGCUUUUUCUGGUGACGUUCUAGAAGAAGAAGAAGAAGAAGAAGAAGAGAAGAAGAAGACGGUCGAAGUCGCUUUUCUUCCUCGUCUUCUCUCCCGCUGGCUUCGUUCACCUUAA